Messenger RNA from Neltuma alba, 1240 nucleotides. Its product is annotated as binding partner of ACD11 1. The record is from RefSeq and is a predicted model, not a curated record. NCBI's taxonomy places the organism in Eukaryota, Viridiplantae, Streptophyta, Magnoliopsida, Fabales, Fabaceae. Bases 163 to 1038 code for a protein of 291 amino acids. The transcript is spliced from 5 exons. Gene Ontology annotation, molecular function: RNA binding.
GGGUGAAGAAUUAAACUCUUACUUAUCUUUUAAAACAUUGACUCAGGUGUAUAUUCUGAGUCAAAAUUGAAGCUUUACAACAAGUAUGCAUUUCUCUAUAGUCUGUCUAAUUGAAAUAUGACCAUGUGAUGUGGAUAAACAACAGUUGUUUCUGAUUAGCGUAUGUUUGAAGUGUUGAUCCUAACAUCAAGUUUGUGGGUUAAGCUAACAACUGUUAAAGUGAGUAAUGUUUCCUUGGGAGCAACAGAGCGAGACAUAAAAGAGUUCUUCUCAUUUUCUGGUGACAUUGAAUAUGUUGAAAUGCAGAGUCAUGAUGAACGGUCUCAAGUUGCCUACGUCACCUUCAAGGAUUUGCAAGGAGCUGAGACUGCAGUGCUACUAUCGGGAGCAACAAUAGUUGAUCUAUCAGUUACAGUAACUAUGGAUCCAGAUUACAAGCUUCCACCUGCUGCCCUUGCGUCAUCUGCAACAGACACAAAACCUCCUGUUGGUGGUGAAUCUGCUUUACGGAGGGCAGAGGAUGUGGUCUCAGGCAUGCUAGCCAAGGGCUUCAUCUUAGGAAAAGAUGCUGUCAACAAAGCAAGGACGUUUGAUGAGAAGCACCAGUUGUCAUCCACAGCUUCUGCUAAAGUCGCAUCUUUUGACCAGAAAAUUGGACUUACUGAGAAAAUAAGUGUUGGUGCUUCAGUUGUGAGUGAUAGAGUUCGAGAAGUGGAUCAAAAGUAUCAGGUUUCAGAGAAAACCAAAUCAGCAUUUGCUGCUGCAGAACAGAAAGUCAGUACAGCUGGUUCUGCUAUAAUGCAGAACAGAUACGUGCUUACCGGGGCUUCCUGGGUAACAGGUGCAUUUAACAAGGUUGCUAAGGCAGCCGGAGAUGUGGGACAAAAGACAAAAGAAAAAGUGGAGAAUGCAGAACAGGAAGAACAUCGAAAAGUGGAGGAUCAAUAUGCACAGGUUCUAUCAGAGUCUCCCAAAGCAGCAGCAAGUGAGCAGCAUCACUCUUCAAAGCCGCCUCCUGCUCAGGGCUUGAUCCUUUAAUUCGCAUCUUGUAUAUACAUUCUGCGAAUUGUUUCUAUAAGGUAUCUUUUGACCAAUAUGUGUUUUCUUUCUUUCUUAUGCUUGAGAUUGAAUUUGAAACAGGUUCUCCAGUUUAUUGAACUUGUCUGCAAUUGCUUAAUUCUCUUUCAUGUAACAAAGAUAAACUGGAUGAUAAUGAUCUGCCUUUGCAGUUUUCCUGCUU